UAGAGUUGUAGCUAGAGAAACAUGAACUGGUUCUGGGUUUUUUUCUGAAGUGUCUAAAUCCUCCUUACAGUAUAAUCUCCGAGGGUAAAUAAAUUAGCCUGGCGCAGAUCGAGACCGGAUCUUUAUGGAAAUAAAUCAUUUCAGGAAGCAGAGAACAUCCUCUUUUUUUUAGUUUAAAUAUGAGGAUAAUGACAGACCUUUUUUUUUCAUGGCUGUUAGAUUGAUAAAAUGAAUGUUCUAUUUUGAAGCAGGUGUAUUGUCUAUAUUUCUGGCCCACAGGGUUAACUGCAUGUUCUGUGAACAAUGGCGGCUGCUCUCAAGUGUGCCAGGUGAAUGCACACAAUCACAAUCAUGCUGAGUGUCGCUGCCAGCCUGGCUUCCUGCUGCUGGGGGACCAAAGGACAUGUCGAGAUCUGGACGAGUGUGUGGAGGGUCUUCAUGAGUGCCAGCAGGUCUGUGAAAACACCUUUGGCUCAUACAGGUGCAGCUGCAGGCUUGGAUUCCAGCUUUCAACCGACAGGAUGUCCUGCACCGAUGUGAACGAGUGUGUGCUGCCUGCUGGCUUGGCUCAUUGUGUGUUUGGCUGCGUUAACACACCAGGUAGUUUUUACUGUCUCUGUCCUGCUGGGUAUAGCACGAACGUCACAGACGGCCAUUGUGAAGAUACAGAUGAAUGCAUGGAGAACUCGGGUCUCGGACCAUGUGCGAACGCGUGUGUGAACACACCAGGUUCUUUCCACUGUGUCUGUUCAAACGGAUAUCAGCUCGCUGGGGAUGGGAUGAGCUGCGUUCCCGAGUGUCCACCAGGAUACCGCAGAAAACGUCCUGACCCGCUGGUAGGAAAUUCAACCUCGCUGCCGUGCGUCGAUAUUAACGAGUGUGAAGCGAUGGAGCAAAUGCAACAGCACCAGCAGCACAAGUGUGAAUGGAAGUGUGUUAACUUGCCAGGCACACACCGCUGCAUCUGUCCACGUGGAUACACACAGCAUCCAAAUGGAUACCAGUGCAAAGAUAUUAAUGAAUGUACAGUGAGGAAUGCUGGCUGCUCCCACAUUUGCCUGAACCACAGAGGUGGCUACAGAUGCGCUUGUCCUGAAAAUUACCGGGUCUCUUCUUACAGCAGGAAGAAAUGCCAGCCAGUUUAACCUAGACAACGGCAGUACCACUCUUUACCUACUCAACACCUUGUCAUGUACGUGUAAGAUAUUAAUUCACUCAUUUUCUACCGCUUAUCCGAACUCUCGGGUCACGGGGAGCCUGUGCCUAUCUCAGGCGUCUUUGGGCAUCAAUGCAGGAUACACCCUGGACAGAGUGCCAACCCAUCG
Molecule: messenger RNA, 1325 nt
Organism: Tachysurus fulvidraco (yellow catfish)
Lineage: Eukaryota; Metazoa; Chordata; Actinopteri; Siluriformes; Bagridae
Product: fibulin-1-like
Exons: 6
Coding region: 522-1145 (207 amino acids)
Molecular function (GO): calcium ion binding
Source: RefSeq, a predicted model, not a curated record